Molecule: messenger RNA, 744 nt
Organism: Stegodyphus dumicola
Lineage: Eukaryota; Metazoa; Arthropoda; Arachnida; Araneae; Eresidae
Product: epithelial sodium channel subunit gamma-like
Biological process (GO): sodium ion transmembrane transport
Cellular component (GO): plasma membrane
Molecular function (GO): ligand-gated sodium channel activity
Source: RefSeq, a predicted model, not a curated record
AUGGCAGUUGGAUCUAUUAGUAAGCUAUCAUAUGUGCCUCAAGAGGAAAGGUUUCAUCUUAUGCCAAAUGCUGAAACAUUUGUGUCGUCAUGCAUAUUGAAACAACCACCCUUUACCGAGACUAUGAGUUGUGGAAAAUUUGUAUUGAAUCCUUCAUGUUCUAAUAUUGUGAAACAACCCAGUACCUGUUACACAUUCAACAACCUGUUCAAGAAACCAAAGGCUACUUCAAGAAAUAUUUCUACAUCAGCAGUAAUCGAAAUGACAUUAUUUACUCCACCACAUGAAUAUGAUCCGGAUAUGAAAAUGAUGUACAAGACAAUAAGCAUUCACUCUCCCUAUUCAUUGUCUAAUCCUUUUAUUGAAGGAAUUCUUCUUCACUCUGAGCACAGUUACAAGAUUUUUGUUAAACAGACCAUAAAGAAACGAAUGAAGUCUCCAUACGACACAAAUUGUUUUGAUUACAUAGAAGCGUGGAUGAAGAAUGAUGGAACUGGACCUAUCUCUGAGAGCGGUUUUGUAAUUAAUGCACGCAGAACCGAGACUCGUCUGAAAAAGACACCAUUAUGCCACUCUUGUAUCCAACUUUGUCGUUUGGCGCACCAGAGUAGCCAUCAUUACCUAUGCUGCAUUGUCAUGGGAAGCCAAAGUAAUGGUCGCCUUGAUGAUGGUUCACGCUGCUGCAAACGUCGACUUACCAUACGAGCAGAUGCUGGGGGUGAUGUAAACAUACUUAUUUCCUGA